Messenger RNA from Effrenium voratum, 2886 nucleotides. The record is from the annotation of a GenBank genome assembly. NCBI's taxonomy places the organism in Eukaryota, Dinophyceae, Suessiales, Symbiodiniaceae.
UGGAAGCUGUGCCUUUUGCAGCUUCUUGAUGUUGCUCACCAAUCGGAGCGGUCGGACAGGCUUCGGGUUUCCACGUGUCGAGCGAUCGCCAUAGCCAUCGCCGGAAAUUUCUCGCGGCGAGAUUUGGCCAUGGCUCGCUGGGCUCGCCGGAGGUCACGUGAUGCAGGCGGAGCUGCUCUCACUGCGUUCCGGUGCAAGCCUGGAGGUUCCUCAGUGCCCCGCUUGGCCGCAGUCGCUGCAGCUGCUUGCCGCCUUGCCGCAGCAACGUCUGGACUUUCGCCUGCGCCAUCAGGGCAAAGCCAUCACGGCUGCGGGGAGGGCCGGGAGCUGGCCCUGGACGCUGGCGCUCUUGGAGGAUGCGGAUGAAGUGAGCUUCUGCGCGGCCAUGGUGGCCUGCAGGCAGAAGCUUUGGAAGACCACCGUGCAGCUCAUGCAGGACAUGCGCUGCAGAAGAGUCAUCCCUGAUCUUUCCUGCAAGCGUGCGCUGCUGGCUGCGCGCGCGGGCGCGAAAAUUGAAGCACCGGGUUCGAGUAGUUGGGAGAGGUCGCUGGAGACGCUGGAGGACGAGCAGUGCUGCAGCAUUGCGCUGGCGGCGCUGCGCCGAUCGCCGCGCUGGCGCCAGGCGGUGCAGCUGCUGAGCUGCGCUGCCCAGCACAGAGUUUUGGAGCCUCACUUCUCGCCAGGCGACACUCGCAGCGCUGCGGCGCAGGUGCGGCGAGCGCUGCAGGGCGCUGGUCAGUGGCGGCUUAUGCUGCAGGACGUGGACGUUGGCACCCUCAGCGCCUGCCAGCGACAGAGCCGCUGGCGCCAGGUGCUCGUUCUCUACAGGACAUGCCCACAGCAGCCAAUCACCGUGAACCUGGCUCUGUCGGCCUGCAGUGAGGGCCGCCAGUGGCAAUUGGCGCUGCAGCUUUUCCUCGGCGGCUUCCGCGGCGGAAGCGGCGAGUCCAUGGCGCACGGCUGGAGCUCGCUGGUCACGGCGUGUGGAGAGCAGUGGGAGGUCGCACUGAGCGUGCUCGCGGGCCGAUUGGACGCCCCGCUGGCCGCAUGGAAUGCGCUGCUGGCGUGUUGUGCCAGGAGCUGUCCGACACGAGCGCUGGAGCUGUUCGAAGGCCUUUUGAAGCUGAAGGAGGCGGAUGAGAUUACCUACACCGCUGCGCUGCAAGCCUGUGGAUGGCAGCGGUCUUUGGCGCUCCUACAGCGCAUGGCCCGGGCGCGGCUGCGGGCCAACGCCAUUAGCUUCACGGCGGCCAUGACAAAAUGUGAUGCCUGGCGCGUUGCAGUCGAGUUGUACGCGCACGCGAUCCGCGCUGGAGUUCGGCUCGACGCGGGUUUGCGCAAUGCGGUGCAGACUUUUGGCUACGCAAAGGGCCAGCAGUGGCAAGCCGCUUGCCGGGUGCGAGCCGCGCAUGCGGCGGAGCAGCCGGAGGAGAGUGGCGCGGAGGCUUCGCUGGUGAGCUGCUUGAAGGACAGCAACCAGUGGCGGCAGGUGCUCAGCACUAUGCGCUCUAUGCCAGGCUCCGCAUCCGCGGCCUCGGCGGCUCUGUCGGCGCUGGGCGGCGAAGACUUCUGGCGCCGGGCGGUGUCCUUGUGGUCGGCCUGUCCUUCCAUGGACGGUCAGGCGCUUGGCUCUGCCAUCUUUGGGUGCCAGGCGUCGUGGAGGAGGUCGCUUCAGUUGCUGCACACGGGAGGGUGGUGCCGCCUGGCUGUGACAGCCGUGGGCCUGAAUGCAGCCAUCGAAGCGUGCGGCGCGGGGAGCUGGCGGCACGCCCUGAAGCUGGGCGAGGGCGGCGGCAACGACUUCACCCUGCAGGCGGUGAUUGAAGCCUGUGGGCGGAAUGAGCAGGUCCAGGUGGCAGUCGACCUCCUGCAGGGCAUGGGAGGUCAGUUGAGCGAGGGCGCCUUCAAUGCCGCGCUGGCCGCUUGCCAUCGCGACCUGCUCCUGAACAUCGCCCAGUGGCGCCAGGUGGCCUGCACGCGUGUCGGCAUUUCCCGGAGCCCUGGUGCAGACGCCGGCCCAGGCCGUCUGGAGAUGGUCUCCGGUGACCUUGGAAAAGGAUAUACUCUUUUGACACCCCUCAAGCCCAUGAUGCCAAGGGGCCCCAUGAGUGAGCCAGACACGAGCCAUGUCAUGUCCAACCCGGUGGAAACUCUGGAGGUGGAGUGCGCAUCGUGUGCGGAGUGGCUUCUCUUGGACUGCUUCUCCGCGUCCCAGCGCCGGAAGACCAGCGGCACGGCGCGCUGCAAGAGCUGCGUGCGCGCGGCCAAAGAUCCCCCGGAGAUCACGGAUCCGCGGCUCCAGGCCUUCGUAGACGAGUGCCGAGCUGCCAAAGAGGAGUACAAGUCCUCCCAAACCGAAGUCGUGAGCCACAUCAACUCCUGGCUCCGCCUCGGCGGGGCUCUUCGCGAGCCGCUGCCCGCGCUGGGCGACGCCCAGCAUGUGAUCUGCGCUGCGCUGCCGCGGAAUGUGACGCCUGGGCUGCGGGAUCUCCCCGGAAGAACGGCGCCUAGAGCUGAACUUGCAGGACAAGGGCAGCGAGAAGGACUGGCCUGUAGCCUUGGAUCUGGCGCACAGCUUCGCAUCAGCGCGGGUCAAGGAGGGCCCCAUUUACGUGUUCUGUGCGCUGGGCUGCAACCGCUCCGCAGUCGUGGCCAUUGCGCUGCUCAUGGCCAUCGAAGACAUGUCGCUGGACAGCGCGCUACGACUGGUCAGAGCACAACGACCCUGUGUCCGACCAAAGUACAUGCGAGUGCUUGCAGAGUACGAGGUGAGGCUUGGCCGGCAAAGCUCACGCCCUGAAUUCCUGGAAGCGCCGGAUUCCAAGUCCUUUGGGGCACUUUUCUGAGAGAUGGGCGCAGGGUUGCUCUCAGGCUUAAGAUGACCCA